This is a messenger RNA of Prunus mume (Japanese apricot), 1463 nucleotides long. The record is from RefSeq and is a predicted model, not a curated record. Lineage: Eukaryota; Viridiplantae; Streptophyta; Magnoliopsida; Rosales; Rosaceae.
UUAUUGUAUUGCACCCAACUCAUUGGCAUUGUUUACCACUACUUGCAUCUGUAAGCUGUCUACAGAUGCUAUGUUUUGUUUUGCUUUCUUCUUCUUCUUCAAAUCUUCAAAUCUUCAAAUCUCUGUUGGUUUUUCUCUUCCUGCCUUGCCGAAUUUUGUGGGUGGAAAAUGCAGCAGUAUCGUUUAGAUAUGAGACACACAGAGGCCCGCAUCGCAAUGACCACCGUGAACUGCCAUUGUCAACAUGCAUGCGGGGGACUUUCUCUUUGUUUACUACUACUUGCAUCUGUAAGUUGUCUACAGAUGCUAUGUUUGUGUUGCUUUCUUCUUCUUCUUCAAAUCUUCAAAUCUUUCCUGCCUUGCCGAGUUUUGUGGGUGGAAAAUGCAACAGUAUCGGCUAGAUAUGAGACACACAGGCCCGCAUCGCAAUGACCACCGUGAACUGCCGUUGUCAACAUGCAUGCGAGGGACUUUCUCUUUCUCUUUGCAUGUGGAGACCGGAUUACGUGAAAAUUUAAAUGGCCUUGGGCGCCCCCCCAGAGCUUCAAGCGACACUCGGUCUUCUUCAAUACUGGUGUCUAUUAAGCCUCCAGAGGCUAGCAUUCAGGGAGGAUUUGCAACGAAUCCGAUUUCACGUGCUGGUCAUGCUGACAGUACCCCCGGAACUAAAAGUCACGGACUGUUAGCUCUAGCUAUGAAGAAGAUCGCAAAGUUUUUCAAGUUGUAAGAAAAGCUGGCACGUUAGACUCAAAAUAGCUUGCCUGAGAAAAAGAAGAUUCAACCUUGUUGAUGGCAUUUCUUAGGAUCUCAUGUUGUUUUGAGGAGCGUUCCAAUUUUGAUUACAAAACUUAAAAUUUAUAGAUAGUGUUUAGUAUAGGGAUCUCAUGCAUGGGGCUAGUGGAGAGUCCUUCUGUGGUGCAUCAGCUGUAUCGGUACAGACACUCACAUGAUAGGCACAUGAUGUUUUUUACACACGCUCGUUCUUCAACUUGCUCUGAACUGUCGCUCGUCCUACUCCUCUGUAUUGUGGAGCUGGAUAGUCUCGAUGGCGCAAACCGGUGGUAGAGGACGGGUCGGACUCGCUUGAAUCGUCUCAGAGCUGCGUCGGCCUUUCGGACCUGCGAUCGUUGUGUCGUCGUGGGAAGAUGCGUUAGAGUUGUUGGGUGGUGCUGCGUUCACGGCAGCAGCGGCGGAGGCGCUGAUAUUGUUGAGAAACGUCAUCGUCGUGGAAGAUUCAACUUCGCCUUCGGCGUUCGUACAAAACGUCAUCGUCGUGGAAGAUUCAACUUCGCCUUCGGCGUUUGUACAAAACGUCAUCUACUCAACAAGAUUGCCAUCUUCUCCGAUUCCUAUUGCCCGUAUGUUAUUAUCUCUGUAUUACUUAUUCAUUUUGGCUUUUGUGAAGAAUUUAAGGUAUUGGGAUUGGAAAUUCAUAAAUAAGCAAUCAAAUUGGAAUUUGAGAA